Molecule: messenger RNA, 2434 nt
Organism: Momordica charantia (bitter melon)
Lineage: Eukaryota; Viridiplantae; Streptophyta; Magnoliopsida; Cucurbitales; Cucurbitaceae
Product: 26S rRNA (cytosine-C(5))-methyltransferase NOP2B
Biological process (GO): rRNA base methylation; maturation of LSU-rRNA
Cellular component (GO): nucleolus
Molecular function (GO): RNA binding; rRNA (cytosine-C5-)-methyltransferase activity
Source: RefSeq, a predicted model, not a curated record
UUCUGCCUCCGGCUCCAGGUUCUCGAUUUCACGGCCUCCACCUCCAGAUUCUCGAUCACUCUCUGCUCUCUCCCUAAUCUCGAUUUCACCGUUGCCGUUGCCGUUGCCGUUCCUGUUGGUUUCUGUCCUCAUCGCGGCUGUCCAUCUACUAUCGCCGUCGCCGCUGUUCUUCCACCGUCCACCAUCGUCCCUCCCAUUCAUAACUGACACUUGUAGUUCCAGUGGGGUUUCUUUGAGUUAAAAAAUUCAGCACCUUCAGUGGCUUCAAUGGCUGCCGCCAAGUUCAACAAGAAGAAGGGUGUGAAACGGAACGACCCACCAUCAAAAACAAAGAAAAAGGAAGAGCUCUUUACGGCAAAGCGGUCUAAGGAGGAGGAGGAGAAUGAUUCUGACCUUUCUGAUGGUCUAGGCGAUGCAGAAGUUGAGAAUGGAGUGCUUGAUGAUGAUGACGGAUUUGGGUCUGGUUCUGAAGUUUCUUCUGAUGGUGAUGAUCCCUUGGCCGAUGAUUUCCUCCAAGGAAGCGACGAAGAGAAUGGUUCGGGAUCAGGUUCGGGAUCAGUUUCGGGUUCUGAUUCCGAUGAAGACGAUAUCGUAAAUAAGUCAAGAGCCAUCGAUGAAGAAAGGGCGAGGGUAGAGAAAGAAGCAGAGGAUGAAAUGAAGCUCAAUAUUAGAGAAGAAUCCGAUGAGUUCAGAUUACCAAUUAAGGAGGAACUUGAAGAAGAAGUGCUUAGGCCUCCUGACCUUUCAAAUUUACAAAGGCGGAUAAGAGAGAUUGUUCGAGUGCUUACGAAUUUCAAGGCUUUGAGGCAAGAGGGAGCAACCCGGAAGGAUUAUGUUGAGCAACUUAAGAAAGACAUAGGUUCAUACUAUGGCUAUAACGAAUUCCUUACUGGGGUUCUAAUGGAGUUGUUUCCAGUUAUUGAGCUAAUGGAACUUAUUGAAGCUUUUGAAAAGCCUAGACCAAUAUGUUUGCGGACUAACACCUUAAAGACAAGAAGGCGGGAUUUGGCAGAUGUUCUGAUUAAUAGAGGUGUGAACCUGGAUCCAUUAAGCAAGUGGUCAAAGGUUGGACUUGUUGUAUAUGAUUCCCAAGUGCCAAUUGGAGCAACUCCUGAAUAUAUGGCAGGUUUUUACAUGCUACAAGGUGCAAGCUCCUUUCUGCCUGUGAUGGCCCUUGCUCCUCAGGAAAAGGAACGAAUCAUUGACAUGGCGGCUGCUCCUGGUGGUAAAACUACUUACAUAGCAGCACUCAUGAAAAAUAGUGGAAUAAUAUUUGCCAAUGAGAUGAAAGCACCAAGACUGAAGUCUCUCACUGCAAAUCUACAUCGGAUGGGAGUGACAAAUACUGUUGUCUGUAGCUACGACGGGAAGGAGCUCCCGAAAGUAAUGGGCACGAAUACGGCCGAUAGAGUUCUAUUAGAUGCUCCUUGCAGUGGAUCUGGAGUUGUAUCUAAGGAUGAAUCUGUUAAAACCUCAAAAAGCGUAGAAGAAAUCCAGAAAUGUUCCAAGUUGCAGAAGGAACUUAUUCUUGCUGCAAUUGACAUGGCUGAUGCAAAUUCAAAAUCUGGGGGUUAUGUUGUUUACUCCACAUGCUCCAUAAUUGUUGAUGAGAAUGAAGCAGUAAUUGAUUAUGCACUAAAAAAGCGGGAUGUGAAACUUGUUCCAUGCGGCCUUGAUUUUGGACGUCCUGGGUUUAUCCGGUUCAGGGAAAAACGUUUUCACCCAUCCUUAGAGAAGACAAGACGUUUCUACCCCCACGUCCACAACAUGGACGGUUUUUUUGUGGCAAAGUUGAAGAAAAUGAGCAACAAGAUACCAACUGCAGAAUCUUCUGAUCCAUUGGAAACGGCAAUGGAAGAAGAUAAUGAGUCGGACAAGAGUGAAAAUGAGGAGAAUGAUGGUGAAUGUCUUCAUCCACGCAAAGAACAAGUAGAAGGUAAAAAGAGGAAGGAGGUUUUGCAAAACCACGAUGUUGAAAAUGGCGAAGAGUCAACGCCCGCUACGGAAAAGAGGAAGAAAAGAAAAUUCCCUUCAAGAAUGGAAAUCUCAAAAGCUAGGGAAGAGAAACGACAAGCUUUGAGAGAAAAGAAAGCAGGGGGCAAGAAAGGGUAAAGCUCUGAAUCGAAUUUUUUGAAGGUACAUGUUAAAGAUUGAGUAGUCGAUCUACAAAGUAAAUCUCCAAGAGAGUGAAAUCUGCUGAUAUUUAUUGACCAUUUAAAAGCUGUUCAACUGUGGAGAGCCAAUACAUUUCUUGUAUGAAAUGUCCAAUUUUGUUAGAUAAGAUUCACGUAGGAUCAUUCUCCUCUCAUACAUUUGCUUUCUAAUCUAUAUUUUCAUGAUGUAGUUUGUAUUCUUUAUAACCAACCAGUCACAAUUUGAGACCAUGCCAUGGUGUUUCCUCGGAAAUUUGUAAUACAGCAUCGGUUUUAGGGUA